AUGGAGAAGCAGUCGCGUCUGUUGUGUUCUGAGCUGUGUGUUCAGCGCAGACUGUAUGAGGUCACAUUAAACUGCGCGAUUCUCGCGUGGAAAGACAUACAAGUCGCCAAAAAACACACCGGACGCGCCAUAUAUGGAGCCGUCAAAGCGGCCAAUCGACCGAAGAGUUUGCUAGUGUACAUCAACCCCUACGGAGGAAAACAACAUGGGAAGCAGAUUUACGACCACAAAGUGGCCCCCAUCUUUUCCCGGGCUUCCAUUUCCACCGACGUGAUUGUUACAGAGCGUGCAAAUCAUGCCAGGGACCACUUGAAGACAGAGGCUGAUCUGAAGAAGUAUGAUGGUGUGGUGUGUGUCGGAGGUGAUGGCAUGUUCAGCGAGAUCAUGCAUGGCCUCGUCUCCCAUACGCAGCAAGAAGCAGGUGUGGAUGAGAACUCUAUGGAGGAGACCCUUAUGCCGUGUGGACUUCGCAUCGGCAUAAUUCCUGCAGGUUCGACUGACUGUAUAUGCUACGCCACGGUUGGCUCAAAUGACCCUGUCACUUCAGCACUGCACAUCAUUGUGGGUGAUUCUCAGCCAAUGGACGUCUGCUCGGUGCACAAUGAAGACCGCUUCCUGCGCUACUCUGUGUCUCUGCUGGGUUACGGGUUCUACGGAGAUGUGCUGACAGACAGCGAGAGGAAGCGCUGGAUGGGCCCGGCCCGUUACGAUAUCUCAGGUGUUAAAACUUUUCUGUCACAUCGCUACUAUGAGGGAACUGUGUCCUUCUUACCUGCUGAAGGGAACUUGGGAACUCCCAGAGACAAAAUGCAGUGCCGAACUGGGUGUAGUGUCUGUCGGCAAUCCUCUUCUGACAAACUGGUCAGCAAAAAUGAAGACAGAGUUUCUGAUGCUGAGUGUCAGGAUACGUGGACGGUCAUCAGGGGAAAGUUCUUGGCCAUCAAUGCUGCCAGCAUGAGUUGUGCGUGUCCUCGCAGUCCUAAAGGCCUGUCGCCAUCAGCGCACUUAGCAGAUGGAACUACUGACCUCAUCCUCGUCAGGAAGUGCUCCCGACUCGACUUCCUGCGCCACCUGCUGCGCCACACCAAUAAGGACGACCAGUUUGAUCACUCUUUUGUGGAGGUGUACCGGGUCAAGCAGUUCCGAUUCACCCCCAGAUAUCAGGAGUGUGAUUCUGAAGUGGACCCGAGGGAAAGCGGAGCUACAGGCAAGCGAUUCCUUAGUCAGAUCUGCAGGGAGCACAGAGCCUGUGGCUGCAUGCCUUCCCAGAGCAACUGGAACUGUGAUGGAGAGAUCCUCCCACACACUGCCAUUCAAGUCUGCCGUGGUAGCUCAGAGCUGUCCAAUGGGAGUUCUUAUGUUCUGAUUAUCUGGUACAGCUUGCAAGGAGAGAAGCUGCAAAGACCCAGGCAGGAAGGUCGUAAUGGGCCAAAGAUGUGUCUGUGA
Messenger RNA from Sinocyclocheilus grahami, 1446 nucleotides. RefSeq names its product ceramide kinase-like. The record is from RefSeq and is a predicted model, not a curated record. NCBI's taxonomy places the organism in Eukaryota, Metazoa, Chordata, Actinopteri, Cypriniformes, Cyprinidae. Gene Ontology annotation, biological process: ceramide metabolic process; phosphorylation. The transcript is spliced from 11 exons. The coding region runs from base 1 to 1446 and encodes 481 amino acids. Gene Ontology annotation, molecular function: ceramide kinase activity.